AUGGAGUUUUCUUCUCAAGAUUCUCAAGCACAAAUUUGUAGAAGGGCAUAUAUUCCUAACAACUCAAAAGAUGAAGUAAAAGAAUUAAUAGGCUAUACUAAAAUAGAGGAAUCAGAAGAUAAUAUUAAAAGGAACUUAGUUUUCAGGUCUGAUCUUUGUUCGGAAAAGAUUUAUAAUAUUUUACAGGCAAAUAACUGGAAAAAUAAUGAUAACAGUAAUAAAAAAUACUAUACUCAUGAAGAAACCCCCAAACUUGGGCAAGCUUCUCUUAAAAGGAGCUUAGUUUAUGAUUCUUCACUUGGCUGUUGUGUUCCUUUAUAUACUAGAAAGCCAGGUUGUAGUAGAAUGAAGUUAGACAUCAUUGGAUAUGGCGAAGCAGUGAACUAUGGUACACAAAUGGAAAAAGCAUCAGAUAACUUGGUUGGCCUUAGACUGAAUAGUUCAAAUAUUCACAGGAACUUUAAUCAACAUUUUUCAGGGUGUUCUACGAAUAUUAUUGGGGAAAUUAGAGAUGAUUUAGGGAGAUUGUCCAGAAAAGCAGAUUAUGAAAUGUCUAAAGUAAACAAAAGUUCAGUACACAUUGAAAAUAACUUCUAUAUGCCAGAAAAAGAUAGUUCAUAUGAAAAAAACACAAGAAUUCAUCACUCUGCAGAGCUUAAGUGUGUGGGAUGCCAUGAAAUAUCAUCAAUUUCCAAUUCAGUAUACUUAAGUAUUAAUGAAUCCUUAGAAAUUUGUUUUAAAAACUCAGAUAAUAAAUUAAUCUACCCGAUUGAAAGCUUAGGAGUUAUUUAUCAAGUUGCAAAAAAGAAAGAAAACUUUUCUAUUAAAAUUUUAAUAUAUCAUCCUAAUAGAAUGGCUGACCUUAGUAAAGUUUUCAGUGACUACGGGAAUUUUAAAGACUGUAUAUCAAAAUACUACAACAUUAAACUGGAUCAAUGCAUUAGCAACAAACCGGGAAUUAAUUAUUCUACAGAUUUUAAAUUUAGUAUAGAAUUACCUUCGAAAGAAGAAUUAGAGGAAAUCAAUAUAAAGAACAGAAGUGGGGAAAUAUUUGUGAUCAGGAAAAUAUUUAAAUUUAAGAUAACUAGCUCAACAGAAAAUUUUAGUGAAACUCAAGUUUUAGUAGCUAAGGAUAAUUCUACGAUAGAAAGUACGGUAACUUCUGCAACCACAACUAAUCCCACAACAACUUCAAAAGAAUUAAUAGCUGAAUCCAAUCAAAAUACCUCAAGUAAUAAAUUAGAUAAAGAAGUUAUGAACCUUAAUGAAAUUAUAUAUUCAAAUACAUUGUGUAAAGAAUUAUCUUCAGACGAAGUAAUAGAAGCCAUAAAAUUUCAAAAUACAUUUAUGCUACCAGAUAUAAUCUAUUUGGAAGUUGUGGUACUACUGAGAAGGGUGGCAAAAAGAAUUGAUUUCUUUAGAUCUGCUGAAGAAUCAUUAUCUAUUAUAAUGCCUGGAAUCGGUGGAUUGCUGGUUUCUGAUAUCCAUUGCGAAGAAUCACUUAGAGUUUCACUAGUAGCAGGGGAAUUAACUAUUCCCGGGGUCGGCCCCAAUGUAUUUCCAGCAAUAUGCCAGAAGUUACAACAAUGUUUAGGCGACCAGUCUUUUCAUAACUCAGUCCUAAUAAGCUUAUCUAAAUCAAAAAAAUAUGUGGACUUUGCAUUAAAAAGAAAUCGAAGUUUUAUGUGGGAAACUUUAAACAAAAUGGUGGGAGUACUGGGAAAUACCAGUGGCCUAAAAUCAUAUCAACUUUGGUUGGAAAUGGAAAUUUUGAUAAAAAACACAAUACCAGAUGAAGAUGUAUUACAUUCGGAUCUUCCAAAGGAAAUGAUAUUAAUCGUCGACCUAAUUAAAAAUUCAAAAUCCCAAACAGUAGAGUGUACAAUAUCUGUGAUGAAAAUUGGAGCAUCAUAUGAUAUUAGACUUUCACAAAUUUCCGAGGUUGCAAGAAUUUGCAGCCGAAUUUUCUCAGAUUCAUCAAGUUAUUUGUCAGUUGAUGAAAUGAGACUCAUUUCAGAUACAACAAUUCUUUCCAGAAUUGCUGAUUGGAUGAUCGGGACAUUUAUUCUAGAAAAACAUAUUCCUCCAGGUGUUACCAAGCCUGCCGCUUGCAUGUAUCUUUCAGCUAUUACCUCCCCAAUGGAUUAUUCAAGCAUAACAAACUUUCUUUGGCCUAGAGUGGUCUUCGCUAUCUCAUCAUCAUCCUCCUCAGCUUUAUCAUUUACAACCAGAUCAGUUGACCCAGAAAAUUGCAGAAAGUCAUUAAUUAAAAUCUUAAAAAAAAUUGGAGAUAAAAUACAAAUUAAUAUCGAUGAAACAUGCGGGAAAAUGGCAAAUUGCAUAUUAAAUGGACGAAUUGGAAGAAUAAGCGUAGAUGAUACUAUAAAUAACGCUUUAAGCCAGAGCCAACAAACAAUUAAAUACGACUUUGGCACUAACUCUGCAUCUUUGCGGUUAGCUAGAUUUAUUUUUGAAUCAAAAGCUCCUAAAAAAAGUAAAAGAAAUGGAUUCUCAAAGCUCUCCGCACCCUUAAGAGGAUCAGUUUUAUUUGGGCACUUACAAACAAUAAUGCCAGGUGGUUUCAGUAUUAAUGACGUUGUAAAAUUCGUACAUAGUUUUACCAAAGAAGCUCCCCCUAAUGGGCCAGCUAAAAAAUGUUUUAAAGUUCUCAUAAAAUAUAUUCCCAUAUUUAUUUCAAGUGAUAAUGAAUUAAAAACGAUUUGUAUAAAUGCAUUUGGGCCUUGGAUUAUGCCUGAUAUACUCGUUUCUGACGUAACAUUCUCACAAUCUACAAUAUCAAGUGAAAUUAUUGUGUGA
Molecule: messenger RNA, 2817 nt
Organism: Cryptosporidium ubiquitum
Lineage: Eukaryota; Apicomplexa; Conoidasida; Eucoccidiorida; Cryptosporidiidae
Exons: 2
Coding region: 1-2817 (938 amino acids)
Source: RefSeq, a predicted model, not a curated record